This is a messenger RNA of Anopheles moucheti, 659 nucleotides long. It is a transcript of the gene ATPsynF, whose product is annotated as putative ATP synthase subunit f, mitochondrial. Gene Ontology annotation, molecular function: proton-transporting ATP synthase activity, rotational mechanism. The coding region runs from base 135 to 458 and encodes 107 amino acids. The record is from RefSeq and is a predicted model, not a curated record. Gene Ontology annotation, biological process: proton motive force-driven mitochondrial ATP synthesis. NCBI's taxonomy places the organism in Eukaryota, Metazoa, Arthropoda, Insecta, Diptera, Culicidae. The transcript is spliced from 3 exons.
ACAUUUCGAAAUCUAUUCUUCUUUGACAACCUCUGGUUGCUCUGCUGAAGAACUUCAAUCGCCGUGCUACGAAAAGCCGUAACCCUGUGAAAAAGGCUGCAACACAGAGGUUGUGAAAAGGCAAAAAAAACAACAUGGCUUUCGGUGAUUAUCCUGCGGAAUACAAUCCGAAGGUGCAUGGGCCUUACGAUCCGGCACGCUUCUAUGGAAAACCCGAUACUCCGUUCGGUCAAGUGAAAAUUAGCGAACUUGGCUCAUGGUUUGGCCGGCGCGAUAAGAAUCCGCGCGCCUUAGCUGGAGUUUUCAGUCGCACCUUUUGGAGAUGGCAGCACAAGUAUGUGCAGCCCAAACGAACUGGUAUUGCUCCAUUCUUCCAGGUUAUCGUCGGUGGAAUGGUGUUUUUCUACACUAUUAACUACGGUAAGCUGAAGCAUCACCGUAACUACAAAUACCAUUAAAUGGUGGAAAAUUUUGCAAGAUAGUUCUCAUUACAUCAUUUCGGGGCAAAUGGAAAAACAUCAUUGAUUGCAAAGAAUAGGCAUCCCGUUCCGAAUGCGAAAUGGAAAAUGUAAUAGAGAACAAAUGAAGAAACAUUAAUAGAACGAAAAUUAUGUAAUGUGUAAAAAUAAAUGAAUGCCUAUUUGACAGAUCGAAGCAUA